Messenger RNA from Podospora pseudopauciseta, 228 nucleotides. RefSeq lists its product as uncharacterized. Lineage: Eukaryota; Fungi; Ascomycota; Sordariomycetes; Sordariales; Podosporaceae. The record is from RefSeq and is a predicted model, not a curated record. The transcript has 3 exons. Bases 1 to 228 code for a protein of 75 amino acids.
AUGGCAAAGUACCAACCGGCCAAGCUGGAGGAGGCCGACACUUCUACACAGGUGGAUGGAUCACUUCACCGUCAGCUCAACACAUCCAAGGUGUCAGGCGAGAAAGCGACCCCAGCCUCGAAGGAGGUUAAGGGAGUGGUUUAUCCCAAGCGCCGUCGGUCCAUUCGUCAGAGCGCUAUGACCGUUUCGACUUCCAUGUUUGUACCAGCUGUUUGCGGUUAUCAGUGA